Brenthis ino (lesser marbled fritillary) is the source of this 1857-nucleotide messenger RNA. The record is from the annotation of a GenBank genome assembly. Lineage: Eukaryota; Metazoa; Arthropoda; Insecta; Lepidoptera; Nymphalidae.
AUGGAGGUUGAUGAGCGUGCUCAAGGCGCGAGCUGGCGCUGGCCUCUCCUUGGAUCUGUUAUGCUAUUAAAUAUUUGCCUGCCAAACCUGGUGUUAUCAUACGGUGUCCUAUGGGUUCACUUAGCGAACUCUGAACUGCCUUUGUGGUUUGGUCUUGCUGCUCCAUCUAUCUUUAUCCUGACUUAUGGCUUAACACAAUGUUGGUUCAGAGAUGCUGCGGACUCGUGGGGAGGCUCUAUGGGAUACAGAGUCAUGGCCUCCAUAGGACUAAUGCUGAUCAUCACUAGUUUACUGAUUUGCGUUUUUGUACCAUAUAAAUGUCAGCCGUUCGUGUAUGGAAUAUUGGGUGGCUUGGGUUCAUCGUUAAUAUCGGCUCAAGUGGAUGCCAUUUUGUUUGAAACUUAUGAUUCACGUCUCGUAUUGAUACGAGGACUGUGUUACACAGGACAAGCUGUCGGACAAUCUGUUUUUCCACAUAUUAUAUAUAUCCUAAUCCAAUAUUACGGAUUACAGUUUUCCUAUCUAUUGUUAGCGGGAAUCAUGUUACAGACGUUACCAGCCAUACUGAUAUUAAAAGUAGACGAACCCAAUAAAUCUAGUUAUUUUACUAGAUAUAAAGAAUUAUCGCAAACUUUUAUGGUUUUCCAAAAUGACAAUUUAGAUAACUUUUAUGGAACUGAAUUACAAUUGCAUAAUUUAAGUAAGAAAUGUUGGAAGAGUCCCGCUGACGACAAUUUGCAUCGAGUUGAUGAAAUAGAUUACGACGAUGGUAAUAUUAAUGAAACUAUAACACCACCUCCUAGUCCAGAAGAGAAGAGAAGAAAUAUUUUUGGUGUGGACAUCCUUCCACAGAUACCAGAAGAAAGCGAAGAGGAGACUGACGAUCAAAGUAUAUCAAACAUAAAUAAAAAGCGCCUUAGUGUUGUGAUUAAAAGAUUAAGUACGUUAGGAGAUAAGAUUGAUGGUUGUAUAAUAAACCAAGUGAGAAGAGACUCCCAGAGUAAUGAUAUGAACGACAUUAAAGACUAUUCAGAAUUCGAAGUUACUUACGAAACAGUAGCCCCUAUAUCUGACAUUCAAACGGAAAAGCUCUUUAAUUCAUUCAGUUUUAGAUGUCGAUCUGCCUAUGUUAAUAUGAAAAGAAAAUUGUCUAUACCAUCUUACAGAAUUUAUAGAAUAAGGCGGAGAAUAGUGUACUCGAUGAAUAAUAUAAAUGACACAUUUUUCAAACCUUUAACGAGGUCUCUUUCGUGUGGGAAGUUUUAUCCUGCAUUAUUGCUAAGUUUUACAAGACUAAGUCUAAUGGGGGUUGGAAUCGUGUAUUUACCAAUGAUAGGGCUAGAGAUGCAACCUAAAAUACCAAUGUUGGAAACAAAUUUCUAUAUGUCCUUACACGGAUUUGCUUGGUUGUGUUUUCUGUUAAGCACACCUUGGUUGGCUCAAACUCCGAAGAGAAAUUUUAAAUACGUCGCAUUUUGUGGUCUUAUUGUAUCGACCUGCGCAUGUUUUGUGUUAGCAGAAGCAACAAAUCAGAAUACAUUUUCUAUUGGGUGUGUGAUCGCGGGUCUUGGCUAUGGGGCCGUCAGCUCUUGUUGGGAAACAACUAUUCAGGACUUCUUGGGACCUCGAAAAUGGCCAAAAAUCCAUAGCACUGUGGAAACUCUAUCAGCAACUCUACUCGCUUUAUUCUCUGUAGGGCUCUCUUUUGCAUUACAGAAAGCACAGGGUGUUCAGUUCUCUAUGUUUCUCUUAGGAAUUAUAACGGCUAUAACCUCUUUCGUUUGGUUUGUAAUUGCUAUUGUGUCCUUUUAUCACAGCAAAGUGAGAUCGUUAAGCUUAAAAAGGAAAUGGUUCUUU